This is a messenger RNA of Manis pentadactyla (Chinese pangolin), 2396 nucleotides long. It is a transcript of the gene RGS7, whose product is annotated as regulator of G protein signaling 7. The record is from RefSeq and is a predicted model, not a curated record. The transcript is spliced from 18 exons. Gene Ontology annotation, biological process: intracellular signal transduction; G protein-coupled receptor signaling pathway; regulation of G protein-coupled receptor signaling pathway. The coding region runs from base 257 to 1690 and encodes 477 amino acids. Lineage: Eukaryota; Metazoa; Chordata; Mammalia; Pholidota; Manidae.
GAGGGCGGCGCGGGCGGAGCGAGCGGCGAGCGGGCUGCCGAGCCGCCCGUGCACGCGACGGGGUUGGCGGUGGCCCGAGCGGCGGGAGCCGGCGCGGUUCCGCAUUCGCCGUGGGUGAUGCAGCUGCCCUGCCGCGAGGCUCUGCUCGCUGCCAGCUGACAGCACCCGGGCCGGGAGCCGCCUCGGGGCCGUGACCUUGGCGCGGAGGGCAGACUGGUAAUUCUUGCGUCUGAGAGUGGAGCAAGUGUGCGGUGACAUGGCCCAGGGGAAUAAUUAUGGGCAGACCAGCAACGGGGUGGCAGAUGAAUCACCGAACAUGCUGGUGUACAGAAAGAUGGAAGAUGUCAUAGCACGCAUGCAAGAUGAAAAAAAUGGGAUUCCUAUUCGUACUGUCAAAAGCUUUCUUUCCAAGAUACCGAGCGUCUUCUCUGGGUCAGACAUUGUUCAGUGGUUAAUAAAGAACUUAACUAUAGAAGACCCAGUGGAGGCGCUCCACUUGGGAACAUUGAUGGCUGCCCAUGGCUACUUCUUUCCAAUCUCAGAUCAUGUCCUCACACUGAAGGAUGAUGGCACCUUUUACCGGUUUCAAACACCCUAUUUUUGGCCAUCAAAUUGUUGGGAGCCGGAAAACACAGACUAUGCGGUUUACCUGUGUAAGAGAACAAUGCAAAACAAGGCCAGGCUGGAGCUGGCAGACUACGAAGCUGAGAGCCUGGCCAGGCUGCAGAGAGCCUUUGCCCGGAAGUGGGAGUUCAUUUUCAUGCAAGCAGAAGCACAAGCUAAAGUGGACAAGAAGAGGGACAAGAUCGAAAGGAAGAUCCUUGACAGCCAAGAGAGGGCGUUCUGGGACGUUCACAGGCCUGUGCCUGGAUGUGUAAAUACCACUGAAGUGGACAUUAAGAAGUCAUCCAGAAUGAGAAACCCACACAAAACACGGAAGUCAGUCUAUGGUUUACAAAAUGAUAUUAGAAGUCACAGCCCCACCCACACAUCCACACCAGAAACUAAACCUCCAACAGAAGAUGAGUUACAACAACAGAUAAAAUAUUGGCAAAUACAGUUAGAUAGACAUCGAUUAAAAAUGUCGAAAGUUGCUGACAGUCUGCUAAGUUACACGGAACAGUAUUUAGAAUAUGACCCAUUUCUUGUGCCACCUGACCCUUCUAAUCCAUGGCUGUCUGAUGAUACUGCUUUCUGGGAACUCGAAGCAAGCAAAGAACCAAGCCAGCAGAGGGUAAAGCGAUGGGGUUUUGGCAUGGAUGAAGCACUGAAAGAUCCAGUUGGGAGAGAACAGUUCCUUAAAUUUCUAGAGUCAGAAUUCAGCUCAGAAAACUUAAGAUUCUGGUUGGCCGUGGAGGACCUGAAGAAAAGGCCUAUUAGAGAAGUCCCCUCCCGAGUUCAGGAAAUAUGGCAGGAAUUUCUGGCUCCAGGAGCCCCCAGUGCCAUUAACUUGGAUUCUAAGAGCUACGACAAAACCACGCAGAAUGUGAAGGAGCCUGGACGAUAUACAUUUGAGGAUGCUCAGGAGCACAUUUACAAAUUGAUGAAAAGUGAUUCAUACCCACGUUUUAUAAGAUCCAGUGCCUAUCAGGAACUUCUACAGGCAAAGAAAAAGGGCAGAAACAUCCCUAUUUUCCCAUGCCAUAAAAACUGUACACCAACACUGAGGGCCAGCACUAACCUGUUAUGAAAAGAGGGGAAAUCUCUCACAUCAAAGAGGUUAACAAGCCUCGUUCAGUCUUACUAAAAGGAUCAUCUUGUGGCAUGGAUGCAGCCUGGAGUCGUUGGGUAUAACUUUGUAGCUCUUUGUUGUUAACCUGGAGCAGAGGACAUUAGACCAAGAUGUUGCAUGAGCAGAGGAACUGAAUGGUUCUUUCUUUGUGUACAUUAAGGCAUUGCCAUCUCCAAGGAACUCUACCAUCUCAAUGCCUCCAUUUCAAAAUGUUGUCUGCUUACACCCUCCUUGUACUGAGCUGGAUCUGUGUCUUUUCCUUUUUAACAAGUUCAAGUGAAGUAAACUAUUUUUUUCCCCCUUUCUCUCUCUCUUAAAUUUUCUGCUAGACACACAGUUCACUUAAAAUUCAGUCAAUCACAAACUGGAAGAAUUGUAAAAGGAAAAAAGCAUAUAUCAAUAAGUAUACAUAUGGCUUCACAUUUAUUAAACAAUAAAUUAGCACAGAAAGUUUCAUCUCACCAAUGUGUUCACAGUCAGAAACAAGCUCAUGUCUUUGUCUGCUGUCUAUACAUUCUCAGUUAAUGUUUCUUGCAUUUAUUUUUAUACCAUAUUUAAAUAAGAAACACCUUUUACUCCAAAUGUAUUAAAGUUGAUCCCUUCUCUGUAAAUUUGUGUAUGUUUAUAUUGUUGUUUUAUCUUUCAUUAAAAGAUGCAGAAUCUC